Messenger RNA from Naegleria gruberi, 945 nucleotides. RefSeq lists its product as uncharacterized. The transcript has a single exon. Gene Ontology annotation, molecular function: ATP-dependent H2AZ histone chaperone activity. Gene Ontology annotation, cellular component: nucleus. The record is from RefSeq and is a predicted model, not a curated record. Gene Ontology annotation, biological process: regulation of DNA-templated transcription; chromatin remodeling. The coding region runs from base 1 to 945 and encodes 314 amino acids. NCBI's taxonomy places the organism in Eukaryota, Heterolobosea, Eutetramitea, Acrasida, Naegleriidae.
AUGGAUCCAUCACAAGCAUCGGAUGAGGGAGAGGAAAGAAGAAGAUUACCAUCAAGAAGUACUCGUGGUAAAAGACUGACAGAACUUGAAGGAAUUGAUAAAGAUGUUGAUGACGAAUUUUGGAAGAUGAACAUGUUUGCCGAAGAUGAAGGAGACAAUGAAUUUGAAACAACGGAACAAAUAUUGGAGGAAGAACAAGAUUAUGAAGAUUCGGAUAUGGACGAAUAUACUUCUGAUGAAGAAGGAGAACAACAAAGAGCAAAUAAUGUAGAGAAAAAGAUUGCUAAAGAAGAACGAGAAACUAAAAAGAGAAAGAAUGUAUACAAGGAUGAAUCUAAAUCAAAGAAGAAGAAAUCAACAGAUAAAUCAGCAGCAUCAACUGUGGAAAAACAACCUAAAACACCUAAAGCACCAAAAACACCAAAAACAACUUUGCCAGUAGAAAUGAAGAGAUCUUCCAGACAAUCAACAGUGAAAGCUACAGAGGCUACAGAUGAGAAAAUUAAAGCUAAAACAUCAAAGACAAAAACACCAAAAGCUCCAAAGGAAUUGAAAAAAUUCACACAAGAGGAAUUAUUGGAAGAGGCAAAAAUAACUACAGAAGAGAACAAGAAGAGUCUUUUAAAAUUGAGACAAACUGAGGAAGAUGUUAAAAAAAAGGCUAGAGAUUCAAAAUCAAAGAUGAUUGAUCCAUAUGAGCCAAGAGUUAAAUAUAUUUCAAAGAUGGGAACAAAUCUUAUUGAAUUUGUCAACCAUGGCAUUCCACAAUGUAUUAAUCAGAAAAUGCCAGAUGAGGAAGUCAAAAGAUUCAAUAUUCCAAAGGAGGAGAAACAACUCAAAUGUGUAAUAACAGGUUUACCAGCAAAAUAUAUUGACCCACUAACUCGUAAACCAUAUGCUAAUGUUGAGGCUUUUAAGGAAUUAAGAAAAAUGAAAAUAGAAUAG